AUGACAGCCACAGCAAUUGCGGGCCCACCCGCUGUUCCUGCCGCUCCUGCGGUUCAGGAAUUCAUGAUUGGCUGGAUAUGCGUCCUCAGAGCAGAGUACCGAGCAGCUCUAGCAAUACUAGACGAAAGAUAUGACACAAAGAGCGUUGUCCGAGGAUCAGAAGACAAGAACCAGUACGUGCUAGGUCGCGUUGGACCUCACAACGUCAUCAUCAAUCUCCCGCCAGUCGGCUUGAACGGACCAGUGCACGCGUUCAGCGUGGCCCGCGACAUGAAAAGUACUUUUCCCAGAAUGCGCUUCACUCUUCUGGUAGGAAUCGCAGGCGGCGUACCCUCUCUGGACUCAGAUAUUCGCCUUGGAGACGUCGUCAUGGGACAAAAGGUUGUCCCUUACCGCACCGGCAAAGAGACGCAAUAUGGCUUCCAGCGAACUGGCAUGAUAAAAGCCCCACCAAGUGAGCUUCUCACGACAAUUGGCUUUUUGAACGAUCGCAUCGACAUGGAUGGGUUAGAUCUUUCUCUGUCCAUUGAGGAGGUCCGUACAAAGAUUUCAAAAGGUGGAGCUGCAUUUCUUCGCCCUACCUCAGAUCGAUGUUACAAAGUUGGCUUCGCCCAUCAAGAAUCUGGCUGUGAUUGCCUUUUGCCAGAAUCACUAUAUCCAGAGCGAUUGAUUCACCGCAGUGAGCGCGAGGAUGACCCAGUCCGGGUAUUUCUCGGGGCAAUGGGAUCAGACGCUGCUGUGAUGAAGAAUGCCCAAAGCCGAGAUGCAAUUGCUAAAAGGGAGGGCAUUGUAUGUUAUGAGAUGGGAUCAUGGGCUGUGAUGGAUCUCAUACCUUGUCUUCCGAUACGCGGGAUUUCCGAUUAUGCCGACGAACAUAAAAACGAUGCGUGGCAUUUAUAUGCCUCUUUGGCAGUAGCAACAUGUGCAAGAGAGUACUUACUAGCGCUUCCCCAACUCGCGGUUCGAAACUUCCCCGUGAUCAUCCAGGGAUCCGAAAUCGAACGGUACAUAAAAGGUACCACGAGCAACCCAAACAUGUUUUGCGGUAGUGGAAUUGAGAAGUUACAACAGACUCGCGAUCACUUGAGAGAGCGCCGAGAACUAUUCAAAGAGCUCAUGCAUGGAGAACACCAGGAUUCAAUCUCAAUGGAUCAACACGAUGAAGGUGCGAAUCAAAGUCAAGAUCAAACGUUGAAGGAUUUACGUGAAGGGUUGAAACAUCAUCUCAAAGUGCUUGAUCAAAUCAUGGAUCAAGAGGACGAGCUGGGUCGGAGCGGAGAUCCGCAUGUGAGGCAGAAAUACAUGCACCUGAAGCACCAAAUACGGGCAGACAGGAUGAUAAUGAGAGAUCUAGCUGAUCUUGCCCCCGAAGGUGUGGAGUAUACUGGAGAAUGGUUUGAGAAUGCGGGAGAUACCUUCGGAAAUAAAUCUAUGAGGAAGACUGGUCGUCUCAUGACAUCAACUGGUCAAUACUUCCGAAAGAUGGGGCAUUUGUUCAAAUCGAAAAACAUCACUCCUAAGCGCAUGUGGCGAGGAUUGCGACGAGGAUUGCGCGGAGCUUAUGAGGGAUUGCGACGAGGAUGGCACCGAACUUAUCACUGGUUUUCCCCUGCCCAGCAAGGACAGUUGCUUGAGAUGUAG
Molecule: messenger RNA, 1641 nt
Organism: Penicillium salamii
Lineage: Eukaryota; Fungi; Ascomycota; Eurotiomycetes; Eurotiales; Aspergillaceae
Source: the annotation of a GenBank genome assembly